AUGUAACUUAAAAUAUCUGAAAACUUCAUUGAGCUUGAUUUAAAUCAAACCUUUUUUGGAGUUGAACCUCUGCCUGCUUUAAUUUUUGGAGUUAAGAUGUUUUAAGAGAAAAUAAUAUAUAUAUAUCUGUUAAGUAUUAUAUCAAAAUUAAUCUUCAAGAUUUUGCUAAUUAGUAGAUAUCAAAAUAAAAUUCACAACUCUAUCGUUUUCCUGCUACAAUAAUGUAUUGCGUUGAAUAAUUAGACACUUGA
Paramecium octaurelia is the source of this 251-nucleotide messenger RNA. Lineage: Eukaryota; Ciliophora; Oligohymenophorea; Peniculida; Parameciidae. The record is from the annotation of a GenBank genome assembly.